GGAACUAGGCUUGAAGGGACCUUUUUGCCCUGGUCUCUGGACUUGCGGAAGCAUCUUCUUGACAAGUUCCCUCUGAAGGAAGGACAACAUCCUAUUCCUGAUGAUGUCCGUCUACCACCCAAAUGGAUUCUAGACCAUUAUGACUUGAAGGACGAAGAUGGGGAAACUAGACCAAAGCAACCGUCUAGAGCCAAGGAGGCCAAUUCUCCGGAUCAUGAUACCCGACCACUCCCAGGGUCCAUUUCGGCAACACUUACAGACAACACUCGAAUGACGCCGUCAGACCACUGGCAGGAUGUUCGGCAUUUAGUUCUAACUGCCUCGGAAUCUAUAAAGUAUGCGCCGGGGGAUAUACUGCACAUCACUCCUCGGAAUUUCCCCCAGGAUGUAGAUAGACUUAUAUCACUGAUGGGCUGGGAAGAACAAGCCGAUAUACCUCUACAGUUUGUGACUGGGGAUGGCUCCCUUGCGUCAGCCUCGGUCUCUGCACCGUCAAUUCCCUUCUUGCUUGGUUCACCUGGUUUCACUCUCCGCACGCUUCUUACCGACUAUCUAGACAUCAUGGCCAUUCCCAGACGGUCAUUUUUCAGUCAGUUUGCCCAUUUCACAAGUGACGAGAUGCACAAAGAGCGACUUUUAGAGUUCACGAAUCCAGAGUACAUAGAUGAGUUCUACGACUAUACCACCCGGCCGAGACGAAGCAUACUGGAGGUCUUGGCUGAGUUUGAUACCGUUAAGAUUCCAUGGCCAUCGGUCUGCUCCGUUCUGCCGGUGCUUCGAGGAAGACAGUUCAGUCUGGCAAGUGGCGGCAAGCUCAAGACCUCGGCGCGUGGGGGUACACGCUUUGAGCUGCUGGUUGCCAUUGUCAAGUACCAGACUGUGAUCAAGAGGAUCCGCCAAGGGGUUUGUACGCGGUAUCUAGCUUCUUUGCAGCCCGGAAGCACGCUGAAAGUGCAGGUGCAAAAGGGGGGACUCCAUUCUUCAGCCAAACAGCUCUCUGACCCAUCUGUGUUGAUUGGUCCCGGAACAGGCGUUGCUCCAAUACGGUCUCUGCUGUGGGAAAAAGCGGCGAUGGCCGAGGAGUACAAGAAGAACCAGAACCGCGGUCCAGACGAGCAGCCCUUGACUCUUGGGCCUGUGAUACUGCUGUACGGUGGGCGCAACAAGGCAGCAGAUUACUUCUUUGAAGGUGAGUGGGAAGAGCUCAAGACCCAGCUCAACUUGAGGGUGAUCACGGCCUUUUCGCGAGACCAGAAGAAGAAGUACUAUGUUCAAGAUGCGCUGCGGGAGAACUCCUCGAUGUUCUAUGAGCUGCUGCACGAGAAGGGAGGGUCGGUGUUUGUGUGUGGCUCGUCUGGCCGGAUGCCCCAGGCUGUUCGGGAGGCGCUGAUAGAGGCCUUCCAGGCUCCACUGGGCGAUUCCGCAGAGAGCAGACAGAUGGCGGAGAAGUACCUGAUAGACAUGGAGAAGGUCGGGAGAUACAAGCAGGAGACGUGGUAG
Molecule: messenger RNA, 1500 nt
Organism: Trichophyton verrucosum HKI 0517
Lineage: Eukaryota; Fungi; Ascomycota; Eurotiomycetes; Onygenales; Arthrodermataceae
Exons: 1
Cellular component (GO): cytosol
Molecular function (GO): oxidoreductase activity; FMN binding; flavin adenine dinucleotide binding
Source: RefSeq, a predicted model, not a curated record